UCACUCACAGGGGCCAGGCCAGGCUGGGGCAGCCAUGGCAGCGGCACUAGUCUGGAUUUCUCUUCUUGUGGGUCUCCUGGCAGGGCUGGGGGGCAUCGGGGCCCAGCAGACCACCCUACACCCGCUCGUGGGCCGUGUCUUUGUGCACACCUUGGACCACGCAAACUUUCUGCGCCUUCCUGAGCAUGUCGCUGUCCCACCCACCGUUCCCAUCACCUACCAUGCCCACCUCCAGGGACACCCAGACCUGCCCCGGUGGCUCCGCUACACGCAGCGCAGCCCCCACCACCCUGGCUUCCUCUAUGGCACGGCCACCCCAGAAGAUCGAGGGCGCCAGGUCAUUGAGGUCACAGCCUACAAUCGGGACAGCUUUGACACCACUGGGCAGAGGCUGGUGCUGUCAAUUGGGGACCCAGAAGGGCCCUUGCUGCCAUACCAAGCUGAGUUCCUGGUGCGCAGUCAUGACGUGGAGGAGGUGCUGCCCUCCACGCCUGCCAGCCGCUUCCUCACGGCCGUGGGGGGGCUCUGGGAGCCAGGGGAGCUCCAGCUGCUCAACAUCACUUCUGCCUUGGACCGUGGGGGCCGUGUACCCCUUCCCAUCGAGGGCCGCAAGGAAGGGGUGUACAUCAAGGUGGGCUCUGCCUCACCCUUCUCUUCCUGCCUGAAGAUGGUGGCAUCCCCCGACAGCCAAGCCCGCUGUGCCCAGGGCCAGCCUCCACUUCUGUCCUGCUAUGACACCUUUGCACCCCAUUUCCGUGUGGACUGGUGCAAUGUGUCCCUGGUGGAUAAGUCAGUGCCAGAGCCUGCAGAUGAAGUGCCCACCCCAGGUGAUGGGAUCCUGGAGCACGACCCUUUCUUCUGCCCACCCACCGAGGCCACAGCCCGUGACUUCCUGACAGAUGCUCUGGUCACCCUCCUGGUGCCCCUGCUGGUGGCCCUCCUGCUCACCCUGCUGCUGGCCUACAUCAUGUGCUGCCGGCGGGAGGGACGGCUGAAGAGAGACCUGGCCACAUCUGAGUAA
Molecule: messenger RNA, 1021 nt
Organism: Galeopterus variegatus (Sunda flying lemur)
Lineage: Eukaryota; Metazoa; Chordata; Mammalia; Dermoptera; Cynocephalidae
Gene: SGCA
Product: sarcoglycan, alpha (50kDa dystrophin-associated glycoprotein)
Exons: 8
Coding region: 35-1021 (328 amino acids)
Cellular component (GO): membrane; sarcoglycan complex
Molecular function (GO): calcium ion binding
Source: RefSeq, a predicted model, not a curated record